Thunnus maccoyii (southern bluefin tuna) is the source of this 2528-nucleotide messenger RNA. RefSeq names its product dynein axonemal assembly factor 1 (gene dnaaf1). The transcript has 2 exons. The record is from RefSeq and is a predicted model, not a curated record. Lineage: Eukaryota; Metazoa; Chordata; Actinopteri; Scombriformes; Scombridae. The coding region runs from base 144 to 2027 and encodes 627 amino acids. Gene Ontology annotation, molecular function: protein binding.
AACGUUAGCAAAAGGAGCGAACUGCUGGCUGAAAUUUACUGGACUGCUACAACUUACAAACUGCCAUAAACAUAUACAAACCAAGUAUAGGUUAUUUCUUUUACUCCUAACGUUACUUGUUAAUUUGUUUUUCAUUUUUGGCCAUGUCCUCUGCUGGAUUCAGUGAAACAGUGGGAGAUGAAGAGGUGACAGCAACUCAAAUGGAAGUUGGAGACGCCGAAAGAACUUCUCCCAAAGGUGGCGUGGAUGUCAUAAUACGGGAAGAAGCUCAAGAAAACACAGAAAAUGACGAAAAACGGCAAAGCCCACCCCAAGAGAAAAGUGGAAAACAAUCAGGGCCACGAAUGACCAAGAAAUUUUUGAAGGACCAUUGUAAGCAGAACAAACUUUACAUAACACCUUGCCUGAAUGACACAUUGUAUCUGCAUUUCAAAGGUUUCUCCACCAUUGAGAACUUAGAGGAGUACACAGGACUGAAGUGUCUUUGGCUGGAAAGCAAUGGGCUUAAUCGCAUUGAGAACCUGAAUGCCCAAACUGAUCUGCGUUGCUUGUUCCUCCAGCAGAACCUCAUAGACAAGCUGGAAAACCUUGAAACUCUGCAAAAGCUCUGCACCCUGAAUGUCUCCAACAACUACAUACACACCAUAGAGAAUAUAUCCUGCCUUCCUGACCUGAGCACUCUGCAGAUUGCCCAUAACAAGCUGGAGACAGUUGAGGACAUAAAGCACCUGAGUCAGUGUCUGUCCAUCAGUGUGCUGGAUAUGUCUCACAACCUGUUAAAUGACCCUGAGAUUCUCUCUGUACUUGAGGCCAUGCCAGAAUUGCGAGUCCUAAAUCUAAUGGGAAAUGAAGUGCUGAAAAAAAUCCCCAACUACAGGAAAACCAUGAUUGUGCACCUCAAGCAGCUCACCUUCCUUGAUGAUCGCCCUGUAUUCCCCAAAGACAGGGCAUGUGCAGAGGCGUGGGCGCUUGGAGGGCUUGAAGAGGAGCGCAAAGAGAGGGAGCAAUGGGAAACACGAGAGAGGAGGAAAAUCCAGGACAGCUUGGAUGCCAUGGCAAUGAUUCGAAAGGAAGCCCAGGAGAGACGGCGCCUAAGAGAACUACUGGAGAAAGGAGAUGCUGAGGCUUUCACCACUCCAGAGACUCCAUGUGAGGAACUGCAAGGAGAGAAAAUCCGAGCUUUUGUGCAGGACACCCUGGACGCCCAUGAGGAGUUCUUACAGAGUCAGACAACGCAGGGACCUGACGAACAGAAGCCAAACAAUGAACAUGUAGAAGCAGAGCAGCUGGGUGAAGGGUCAGAGAGAGAGAGGUUAGAUGAAGAUGACAAACAGAUAAAGCAAUCUGUGAGGGAAGAGAAUGAGACAAUGAAUCCAGAGCAGACAGCAAGACAGGAAGAAAGCACAGCAGGAGAGGUGUUAGAGAAAGAGCAAGUGGAAGAUAACCAGCAACAAAACCAGUCAUGUAGAAUCCAGCUUGUGGACAAUGAAGCAGAGAGAGCGCAGGCAAGCAUGGUGGAGCUAAAGAGUGAGAAACGCGAGAAGAAACAGCGUCCAUCGGUCAGCGCAGUUCCUCCUGAAGCAGAUGAGGUCAUAAGAGCACAUGUUCCUGGGCCACUGGUGACAGAACUGGGAGACGCAGAGCAGCUGGAAACCAUUCACCUUCCACCACCUCGCUCACUGCUUAUUGAUGAUCUGCCUGAUCUGGAUGAUGUCGACACAGAAGACCUCACUGCAAUGUUCUCGUCUCAGCAAGUGUUCAAACCGAAAAUAGUGGUCAUAUCAGGAGGCAGCGAUGAGGACGAGCCAACUGGGAAUCAGGGCGAGAGCACCCCUUAUUUUGGUCCAGACAAAAAUUCACUGUUCUUCAUGAGUGGCUGCAACAAAUCAACUGCUAACAGUUCUUCAUCAUUGGUGUAUCCAGAGCAUGGGGACACCCUUGAGCCAUUGAUUUUUGAACCAGCGGGAGAGUUCAAAACAAACCAAAUAUCCUCUCCACCACGUUGCCUGAUUGAAGAACUAGAAUGAGAGCGGUUUUGUAAGAUUAGCCUAGUCUCUCACCAGAGACAGCUUCAAAUAUGCUACUACUUUAUGCUGACGGCCAAAAGUCUGGCCAAGUCAGACCAUAGAGGGCCCAAUCAGGGCAAAGCUUUUCAUUUUAAAAAUUAAUAUUUAGCUGUUGAAAACAAAUACAAUAGUUUGAGUUCAUUGUCUAGCAUAGUUGUGUUUAAGAAGUUCAUAACCAUUUUCUUUAUUUGGUGGUCAGUUGACUUGAUCUGGUCAAGGUUUUCUUUUGGAAAAAUCCUUUAUAUUAGGAUAACACAAAUGUUAAUAACUAGAUUAUAAAUAUUUUUUAACAAUAAAAAUAUAACUAGUUUAAAUAAAAACUGAAAAAGGAAAGUUCAGUAUCAGACAGCGUUAGGCUAAUGUGUGAAAGAUACAGUGUGUUCCCUCUUCACAUAGCAGCAAGUUUAUGGUGAUAUGUGUAUUUCAUUUAAUGCAUCAAUAAAAAUAUAGGACAACAGUUCA